Molecule: messenger RNA, 363 nt
Organism: Funneliformis caledonium
Lineage: Eukaryota; Fungi; Glomeromycota; Glomeromycetes; Glomerales; Glomeraceae
Source: the annotation of a GenBank genome assembly
GUAUACGAGAAACCUGAAGAAUUUAUAUGCAUUAUCCACGAAAAAGUCUCGAGAUUAGUAUCAAAUAUUAACUACGUUAGUUCACCAGCCAUAUUAACGUCCCUUGCUUAUCAACAAUUGGAUUCUUCCGAAGAGGACAAUGGGCUGGACUCGGAUGCAUUUCAACCCGGAAAAAAAAUAUUACCUCGUGAAAUUGGAACUAGACUUUCUUGGGCUGCUCCUUCAAAAGCUAGACCUGUCGCAUUAAAAAGCAUCAAGAAUUCUCAAGAUAUUACAUCAGAAUACAUUAACGAGCUCCGAACUCAUUAUCGAUGUAUUUCGGCCACACCAUCUUAUUCUGGAGAGAUGAGACGUGUAUUUUAG